AUGCAAAUAUUCGAUCGACAAGCAUCGUCGAGAAACAAGUCAGUGAUCGAUCCAGUUCCUGACCAAGUUAAGUUUACUUUCAAUGCUAAGUCCGAACCACUUGCCACGAAAACACAAGACAAAUCAAAAUCGAAAACUAAAUCGGUAAGAAAGGUACGUAAAACAAACACAUCAGCAUCUGAAAGAAAUCAAAGUAACAUUAAAGAUGCAUUUGAGAAGGCGAGCAGGGCAAACAGUCCGACUGAAGAAAUCGGCAAUAGUCAAGGCACUGAUGAAGAAGUGACUUCGGCUUGGGACGAACAUGACGGAGUACCAUUGACACCUUCAAAACGACCAAAGAAUGGCGAUGACUCGUCCGACUCCGAGAGAACAGAGGCAACCAAAAAACGAACACGGAGAGGAAAAAGCAAAGCCACUGUAGCAGAAACGAAAGCGGUGACGCCAUCGAAAGAGGAAAAUGAGGAACCGGCUAGAAAACCUAAACCGGCCAAGAAGAAGCUUCAUCUCCGCCCAGUCAUCUAUUCCUCUAGCGAUGAAGGAAAUUCGGAGACAGAGGUCACAUCAGAAGAAAUUUCAGACGUAACGCUGCCACCCAAGACGCCACCAGCUAUCUCUCCUAUACCAGACACCCCAGAGGUUGUGCGCCAGCAACUGAAGAAGGGCCCAGCCAAACCAACAUCAAAGAAGGUCAAAGCAGCUAUGGCACUUGUCCAGAAAUUACAAGAAGACAAAGGAACAUCUGAAUCCAAGGCGACUUACAAAAAUGAUUUGAAGGAAGCCAUGACAUCAGAAAACAUGAAGCAGAAAUUAUCUAAGAUUGGAGGUCUGGAAGAUCUGAAGGCACGGUUAGCUGAUAUGGCUAAAACUAAAGCCAGUCUGAAAAAGGAUGUACCGAAACUUCAGAAGUUUGACAAAGUGGAUGUGGAAGUGCCAUCACCUUCGAAAGAAACAUCAAAGAAGGCUCCAGCAUACGAGAGAUUUCAUGCUCUGGCUACACCAGCGCCCCCUACGCUGACAAUGCCAUACAAGUACCGUCUACUUGGUGAUAUGUUCCGUAGCAUGGACACUGUUGUGAGCAUGCUUCAUAACCGCACAGAGACUUGUACAUUUUCCAAACUGAAGGCUGCAGUACAAUCAAUGACUAAAAGGAAUUUUGAGGAGAGCCACGUGGGCCAAGUAAAGACAGUGUACCCCACAGCUUAUACAUAUCGCCAACAAAAGGGAAUACCUGACUUCACCAGUAGUAAACCUGCUGGCUACCAGCUCACUUUGGAGGCUAAUCUUAAUGAAGAUGAAGAUGUAAAACAGAAGAAAGUAAACUUCACAGCCAAAGACUUAAUGGACAGACGCUGUGUCUUUCAGAAUAAGCUGCUCUCUAUUGUAAAACGGCACCACAAGGAGUUCCUGGCCAGGUUGGAUCAGCCUCUCACUGUCCCAGAUGACAAGAUAACACGUUGGCAUCCAAAGUUCUCUGUUGAUGAGGUCCCCGAUAUUGAAGUGUCAGAGCUACCCAAGCCUGUUGUUUCCCAUAAAUACACCACUGCAAAGGACGUCCUCGAGGCUCGUCGUGGACAUCUCCCAGCAAAGGUAGAACAAGCACUAGAGAAAGUAGCACUGACUUCUAAAGAGGAGGUAUCGAAAAAGGAAACUGUUAAAACAGAUGCUAAAAGUGUGAAUGCAACCAACUCGUCUUCCGGAUCCCAGUACAAGGGAAUUCCACAAUCACUCCUCGACAAGAUUCGUGAAAAGGAGAAUAAAAAGUUGACACUUGCGAUGACAAGAAACCCUGUGGAAGACAGGCGCAUGGAGAUGUUACAGAGAUUACCCAACCUGAUGCGGAUGCUGAGGUCACAUUUUGUCACAGAGAAAAAACCUGCCCUUCUGCUGGAAAAUAUCAUUCAGAAACUUGGAGACAGUAGUAGAAAUUUUAUACCCUAUGCGGCAAUGGAAAGUCAUGUGAAGUUGAUGAUUGAAGUUUUACCCAAAUGGCUAACCCUCGUUGAGAUAAAGAAAGGAAAGUACGUCAAGAUGGAUAGAAAUUUGGAUCUUCAAGUAUUGAUUGAAGAAGUGAACAAUCUCUUAAAGAAUAAAAGUUAG
Molecule: messenger RNA, 2097 nt
Organism: Ylistrum balloti
Lineage: Eukaryota; Metazoa; Mollusca; Bivalvia; Pectinida; Pectinidae
Product: DNA replication factor Cdt1-like
Biological process (GO): DNA replication checkpoint signaling; mitotic cell cycle; DNA replication preinitiation complex assembly
Cellular component (GO): nucleus
Molecular function (GO): DNA polymerase binding; DNA binding
Source: RefSeq, a predicted model, not a curated record